Messenger RNA from Motacilla alba alba, 2210 nucleotides. Its product is annotated as ectonucleoside triphosphate diphosphohydrolase 8-like. Gene Ontology annotation, molecular function: GDP phosphatase activity; UDP phosphatase activity. The transcript has 10 exons. NCBI's taxonomy places the organism in Eukaryota, Metazoa, Chordata, Aves, Passeriformes, Motacillidae. The coding region runs from base 29 to 2029 and encodes 666 amino acids. Gene Ontology annotation, cellular component: plasma membrane. Gene Ontology annotation, biological process: nucleoside diphosphate catabolic process. The record is from RefSeq and is a predicted model, not a curated record.
GGUCUGUCCCCAUGGCCAGCACCUGUCCAUGGCCAGAGUCCCGUGGCUUUGGGACAGUGCGGGCAGGGAGCGGGCAGGGAGCGGGCAGGGAUGCAAGCAGACGUACCGGCAGAUAGGGCAGAGGUGCGGGCAGGGAGAAGGCAGAGUGCGGGAGCGUGGUGCAGGCAGAGGGGAGGGAGGGGGACAGGGAGGGAGCAGGGAGGGAGCAGGCAGGAGGACAGGGAGGGAGCAGGCAGGGAGCAGGCAGGGAGCGGGCAGGGAGCGGGCAGGCCGGGGCCGGGUGUCCGGUGCGGGCAGCGGCAGCCCCGAGCUCCCCGCUCUUUCCGCCCGCGGCUGUGCCCAGAGCCCGCCCCGGCCGGGGCCGGACCCGGACGUCCGAGAGCGACUCAGCUUCGCUUUCGCUUCACUCUGCUCCGCCGAGGCGGCGUGGGCCCGGAGCCGGCGGGGAACGGGCUGUGCCCCGAUCGCCGCUCCACGGAGGGACGGAGAGGGCUCCGGGCACAGACCUCCCCAGAGCCCAUCGAUGUCGCCGCGCCUACUCAGGGCGGUGGGCUGGGGCUCGGCGGCCGUGCUGGGACUGCUGACGGUGGUCGUCUUCGUCCUGGUCCUGAUCCCGGCAAAGGAUGCUGUCCUUCCUACCAGAAUCAAAUACGGCCUGGUGUUUGACGCUGGCUCCACACACACCUCCCUCUACAUCUACCGGUGGCGUGCGGACAAGGAGAAUGGCACUGGCAUUGUGUCCCAGGUGGAGGCCUGCUCUGUGUCUGGACCCGGCAUCUCCAGCUACGCAGACGACCCCGCGGGGGCUGGCGCCAGCCUGAAGCCUUGCCUAGACAGGGCCAUGAAGAUCGUCCCGGCCGAGCAGCAGCGGGAGACCCCCACGUACCUGGGGGCCACGGCCGGCAUGCGGCUGCUGAGGGAGGAGAACAGCACCAAGGCCGAGCAGGUCUUGGCCGAGGUGUCCAAGGCCAUUGGGGAGUACCCUGUGGAUUUCCGUGGAGCUCGGAUCCUGCUGGGGAGCGAGGAGGGUUCCUUUGGCUGGAUCACUGUCAACUACCUGCUGGAGACACUGGUCAAGUUCUCGUUUGCAGAGAAAUGGGAACAUCCCCAGGACGCUGAGGUUCUGGGAGCUCUGGACCUUGGCGGUGCCUCGACGCAGAUCACCUUCCAGCCCGGGGUCCCCGUGGAGGACAGGAACACGUCUGUGUUCUUCCGGCUCUACGGCACCAACUACUCCCUGUACAGCCACAGCUACCUGUGCUAUGGGCAGAGCCAGGCCCUGAAGAUGCUGCUGGCAGCUCUGCACCAGGCCAGCUCGAGUGCCCAGAUCAUCCACCCCUGCUACCCCCAGGGGUACCAGGAGAACAUCACCGUGGCAGAGCUCUAUGACAGCCCCUGUGUGCGUGCACCAAGCUCAGCCAGCCCUGGCCUUGUCCUCACGGUGACGGGGACAGGGGACCCAGCUGCGUGUGGCACGGCCGUCCGGAGACUCUUCAACUUCAGCUGCAGGGCGCAGGGGCCGUGCGGGUUCAAUGGGGUCUAUCAGCCCCCCGUGCGGGGACAGUUCUUCGCCUUCUCAGGGUUUUAUCACAGCCUUCACUUCCUGAACCUGACAGGAGGGCAGUCCUUGAGCUUGGUCAAUGCCACCAUCAGGCAGAUAUGCAACAGCAGCUGGAAACAGGUGCAGGAGUUGUUCCCCACGGCAAACAGGACCCAGCUCCGUGACACCUGCACAGCCAGCUCCUACAUACUCACCCUCCUCCUGCAAGGCUACAAAUUCAACAUCACAACAUGGCCUAGCAUCCACUUCAUCCGGCAGGUUGCUAACAUAGAUGUGGGCUGGACUCUGGGCUACAUGCUCAAUCUCACCAACAUGAUCCCCUCGGAGCCUCGCACAGCAGUCACAGAGCUCCCGACAAGCAUCUGGAUAGCAGCCACAGUUCUGCUGGCCAUCAUGCUCAUCCUCAUCUUCUGCCUGCUCACAGCCAUGUGCUGCCAUAGAAACUCCUCGGGCUAUGAGCAGCUGUAGCAGCGCUGCCUCCAGAGGCUGCCGAGGCCAAGUCCUGCUGCCACACCUCUGCAAGGAGCUGCUUCCCGAGAAUCACCCCUGCGUGCCCAGGGGCCACGGACUUGUCCUGGGGGGCCCUGAGUCCUGGCCUGGUGAGCUGGAACUGGCACAGCUGUAAAACACCCUCCUCAUAGCUGUGUGC